Messenger RNA from Monopterus albus (swamp eel), 1393 nucleotides. Its product is annotated as cysteine and glycine-rich protein 1-like. The record is from RefSeq and is a predicted model, not a curated record. Gene Ontology annotation, biological process: muscle tissue development; sarcomere organization. Gene Ontology annotation, molecular function: structural constituent of muscle; actinin binding. Gene Ontology annotation, cellular component: cytoplasm; nucleus; Z disc. NCBI's taxonomy places the organism in Eukaryota, Metazoa, Chordata, Actinopteri, Synbranchiformes, Synbranchidae.
GUAGAACAGCCCAUCACACUCGGCAGCCCCGAAUCACCAGUUAAUUUACUCAACUACUGCACUUAAGUACAAGUUUGAUCCAGUCAGAAACUCCCCUGUUCCUCAACAGGCAAUAAGUUUGCAGACCAGAGCAGCAGCAACAGAAGCUCUGACCUUUCAGUACAUCUGGAACAGUGGACAAGUAAAGAGACACUUUAUCUGAGUCUAUUUGUAUCACUGGACUAACAGGAUAUAACGUCAUACAAUUGGGUUACUAAAAGAAGUCACCAGACUAAAAGUACAACUCUUUCAUCUAACUGAGGACCACUAGUUUCCUGAACAUACUGCAUUAACACUGCUCCAAUCUUCAAACUGUCCAUCAUCGCUGACUGACAGCACCUUUUAACUGCAGGAUGCCUUUGGGUGGAGGAAACAAAUGUGGCCGCUGCCAAAAGACAGUUUACUUUGCUGAAGAGGUGCUCUGUGAUGGGCGGAGCUUCCACAGGUCCUGCUUCCUGUGCAUGGUGUGUGGUAAGAACUUGGACAGUACAACCGUUGCUGUUCAUAUGGAUGAAGUCUACUGCAAAGCAUGCUACGGGAAGAAGUAUGGGCCAAAAGGCUACGGUUACGGCCAGGGAGCGGGGACCCUCAGUAUGGACAAGGGAGAGUCUCUGGGUAUUACACAUGAAGAACCUGCUCCUCAUCGUCCUACCAACAACCCAAAUGCAUCCAAGCUGGCUCAGAGGUUUGGUGGGUCAGACAAGUGCCCUCGUUGUGGCAAGGCAGUCUAUGCUGCGGAGAAAGUUAUUGGAGCUGGGAACGCAUGGCAUAAGGUAGGAUGCUUCACCUGUCGGAAGAGCCUCGAGUCAACCACACUAGCUGACAAGGAUGGAGAAAUCUACUGCAAAGGGUGUUACAGCAAAAACUUUGGUCCAAAGGGAUUUGGGUACGGACUGGGCGCCGGAGCGCUGGCGCACACUCAGUAGAGUCCACGGUGAUCUUCGCUGACGUUUCCGGAGUACAGUGCUGUCUUCUCCCUGCAGAGGGCGGACAGUAGACAUGCACCUGACAGACCACGUGCCUGGUUUUUAAAACUACAUUAUAAACAAUAUAGUGUAUAAGAAAACUCCAUCUUAGUCUCAUAUAAGCCAACAAUGAUUACUUGUGCUGUUACAUUAAAUCUUGAUGCAUUUAUCAAAAGUAAUACUGAAAUAUCACCUACUGUAUCUAUUUAAAGCUGCAUUGUUGAUUUGCACCGUCUGCUCUAACUACUUUUUAUUGUAAGGCUGUUUUUCUCUCUGCAAGUGAAAUCUCAGUAUCACAGGACUCUGACUAUGUAAUGCAGUAAAUAAUGCCUGUUUAUACGUGUGCCAUGCUUUCUAAACAGCACGAUAAUAAAUGUAUUGAAAAAUGA